CCCGGCUCACGGACACCUGCGCCGCCAUCUCCUCUCGCCCGCUGAGCCCACCCCUGGCGGCGGGCGGGGGAGGGGCUCCCUUGCAGGGGCUUUGUCCAGCAGGGCGACGACGGGGACCAUAGGAGAGUAGGGGGACUGGUAACAUCUGAACAUACCAAACCAAACAGGCAAAGACUUUCACCAUCACUACCACCACAUUUUACUACAAAGGAAUAUAACUGUAUGUGGAUUCCAAGCAGGCUAAAAAGAAAAAGAGCUGAUUAGACUUCAGACUGCCCACUGAAUGGGGAUGACGGCCACAGCUGCAGUGGGGACAUCAAAAAUGGAGAAGAGUUCCUCCAAGGAAGAGAAACAACAAUCUAAGCAGGACAGGAUGGAGCAGAGCAAUGCUGAUUCUGAAGAGUGGAUGAACUCUGAGAAUGAACCUGAACAGAUGAGACUUAAGAACAGUAACAAUGACAAUAGCUAUGGAUCUGGGGAUGCUCAGUUGAAAAAAAAGGAUAUUCCCGCCAAGCCACACCGUCAGCUCUUUAGAUCACCCUGCUUAGAUCAUCCAAGCUUCUCCCAGAGCAGCAUUCUACAGGAUAGGAAGCUUGACUUGGAAAAAGAAUACCAAGCCAAGAUGGAUUUUGCUCUAAAGCUGGGCUAUGCAGAGGCACAGAUUCAAUCAGUAUUGAACAAGCUGGGCCCAGAAUCACUUAUUAAUGAUGUAUUGGCAGAGCUCGUCAGGCUUGGGAACAAAGGCGAUUCAGAAGGGCAGGCCAGUUUCAGUUUGUUAGCACCUAGGGGUCCCAGCUCUAGAGAGAUUGCAAGCCCUGAACUGUCUCUUGAAGAUGAAAUAUACAACAGUGAAAAUUUGAGGCCAGUUGUCAUAGAUGGAAGUAAUGUGGCAAUGAGCCAUGGGAAUAAAGAAGAAUUCUCCUGCAGAGGAAUACAACUUGCUGUGGACUGGUUUCUAGACAAAGGCCAUAAAGAUAUUACUGUAUUUGUGCCUGCAUGGAGAAAGGAGCAAUCCCGUCCUGAUGCACCAAUUACAGAUCAAGAGAUUCUACGUAAACUGGAGAAAGAAAAGAUUCUUGUCUUCACACCAUCCCGAAGGGUCCAGGGCAGGAGAGUUGUCUGUUAUGAUGACCGGUUCAUAGUGAAAUUGGCUUUUGAUUCCGACGGCAUCAUUGUAUCUAAUGAUAACUACCGAGACCUUCAAGUUGAAAAGCCAGAAUGGAAGAAGUUUAUAGAGGAGCGGUUGCUGAUGUAUUCUUUUGUGAAUGACAAAUUUAUGCCUCCAGAUGAUCCUUUAGGACGCCAUGGCCCAAAUCUUGAAAAUUUCUUGAGAAAGAGACCUGUUGUUCCAGAGUACAAGAAGCAACCAUGCCCUUAUGGCAAAAAAUGCACUUAUGGCCACAAGUGCAAAUACUACCAUCCGGAGCGGGCCAACCAACCACAGCGUUCGGUGGCUGAUGAGCUCCGCAUCAGUGCCAAACUGUCCACAGUGAAAACCGUGAGUGAAGGCACCCUGGCCAAGUGUAGCACAGGGCUGUCUAAUGCCAAAGGUGAAAUAACCUCCGAAGUCAAACGUGUGGCCCCCAAGCGCCAAUCGGAUCCCAGCAUCCGGUCCAUGGCUGUGGAGCCUGAGGAAUGGCUGUCCAUUGCCCGUAAGCCUGAGGCCAGCUCUGUCCCCUCACUUGUGACUGCCCUAAGUGUCCCCACAAUCCCACCCCCCAAAAGCCAUGUGGUGGGUGCACUCAACACUCGUUCAGCCAGCAGCCCAGUGCCAGGAUCCUCUCAUCUCCCCCACCAGAAGGCCUCACUGGAACACAUGGCUAGUAUGCAGUACCCUCCAAUCCUGGUUACCAACAGCCAUGGGACACCUAUUAGCUAUGCUGACCAAUACUCAAAGUUUGAGUCCCUGGGGGACCACAGCUACUAUUCAAUGUUAGGCGACUUCUCCAAACUGAACAUCAACAGCAUGCAUAAUCGAGAGUACUACAUGGCUGAAGUAGACCGAGGGGUGUAUGCCCGGAGUCCCAACCUCUGUCCUGACAAUCGUAUGAGCCAUACCAGGAACGACAACUACUCCUCUUACAACAACCUGUAUUUGGCUGUAGCUGAUGGCCAUCCUGAAGGCAAUUUAAAGCUGCAUCGCUCAGUAUCUCAGAACCGUCUUCAGCCUUUUCCUCAUGGUUACCAUGACGCCUUAACACGAGUGCAGAGCUAUGGCCCAGAGGAUUCUAAGCAAGCCCCCCACAAGCAGUCAGUUCCCCACUUAGUUCUACAAGCCCAGCACCCAGCAACUGGAGCAUGUUCAAGCUGUCCUGGAGACUACCCCAUGCCUCCUAAUCUCCACCCUGGGGCAACCCCCCAGCCAGGACGUGCUCUGGUAAUGACUCGGAUGGACAGUAUUUCUGAUUCCCGCCUCUAUGAAAGCAACCCAAUGAGGCAAAGAAGACCUCCCCUGUGCCGGGAACAACAUGCCAGCUGGGACCCAUUACCCUGUACAACCGACUCCUAUGGCUAUCACUCCUAUCCCUUGAGUAACAGCCUCAUGCAACCAUGCUAUGAGCCAGUCAUGGUACGGAGCAUGCCUGAAAAGAUGGAACAGCUUUGGAGGAAUCCUUGGGUUGGAAUGUGCAAUGAUACCAGGGAGCAUAUGAUCCCAGAGCACCAGUAUCAGACUUAUAAGAACCUCUGCAAUAUUUUCCCUUCAAACAUCGUCCUUGCAGUGAUGGAAAAGAAUCCCCACACAGCAGAUGCCCAGCAACUGGCAGCCUUGAUUGUUUCUAAGCUUAGGGCUGCACGUUGACAUGACACAGGACUUAUUCCUUUAUACAUAUAUAAAUAUUCAUACUAAUAAUACAUCAAUGCUAAGAUAAAAGUAACCAAUAAUUUUGUGUUGCGCUUUACAAGUUAUAGUGUUUCUGUCAUUUGAAGCGCAAAACAACCCUGUAAAGUAAAUUUUACUAAUCUUAUUUUCUAUAAAAGGAAACUGAAUCUCAUUGUGAUUAAGUUACUUGCCAAGGUCACACUGCUAGCAAGUGACCAAAUCAGGAUUCACACUCAAGUCCUCUGACUCCAAGUCCCAUGCUUUUUUGCUCGGCACCAUGCGGAUAAUGGAGGACAAAACUCAUGAGGAGAGAUCUAAAAUCAAGAAACUCCCAAAGGAUUCCAUUAUCAAUGUUUUCUUAGUUGCACAUUCUAUAUUACAAAGUAUUGAUAAUAUUUCUAAUUUAGAGAGCAAGAGCAUCUGGAUCAAAUCAUAUAUUGAAUUUACCUUUUGGGAUUUUUAAUAGGAUAUUUAAAGCUUUUAAAAAGUAAAUACAUAAUUUAUUGCAUGAAUAUCUGACCAUUCAAUAUCUUUAUUAACCAAGCUAUAGGGUCACAUCAAAGCUCUAGACCUAUAUUUCAAACCUAUUGUUAGCAAUUAUAUUGCAUGCAUAACUGUAUGUAUUUAGUUUGAGAUGUUUAUGUAUCCCCAUAUAACCUUUUAUAUAGUGAUAAUGAGAAGAAAAGCUCUGCACAGUCCUUAGUCUACAGCUGUAUAGAUCAUGAAUCUAACUUGAUUUUAUGUCACAUUUCAUAGUUUCAACUAGUUCUGAAAGUGAAAUUACAUGCCAAUAUUUGAAUAUUGUUUUCUUAGGCACCAGAGAAAACUAACUGUAUUUCCUUUGCACUUUUUACUUGUCAACACUGACAGUUCUUAGCUUUUACGUCUCUUCACUUUAGCAAAUUUGGGAUCAGAUUACAGCUUUCUUCUUCAGAGGAGCUGAUGGACAAGCAUAGCAGGUGUGUGCUAGACAAGCACAGAAGAGUUUGACAAGGAUGAAGGGAUUUACUACCAGACUCCACUUCCCUUUUCCAAGGAGAGAUGGCCAAACUCAUGCAGCAUUAAAUGAUGAACACAAAGCUGCACUCAAGGAGGGUCUAAUGCAUACCCUUUAAACUUAUGACCUAUGCAGUAUUCAACAUCACAGGAUAAAAUGUAAUGGAGGAUGGUGCACAGCCAUGUAAUCCACUUUCUUCUGCUGUCCACUCUUUGGGCAAUAAGGUGGAUCAUUAGUGGAACAGAAUUUCUUUAGGAAACAAAACCAGGGGAUUUUCUAAGUGGAAAAAGGCAGCUUACAAAAGGGGAUGCUACAUCUUUGCUAAUAGCUGGUUCAGUUAUGCACUUUCCCUUAAAAAUUCUUAAAUGCAUCACUAAACACACAGGAUUUUGGAUUGAGCAGCACCAUUUGCACAACUAGUAUCUUUCUCAGGGUGGAAACCUUUGUAGCUAAAUGCCUCUUGCAUUUAUUGUUUUUGGUUUUUUUUUAAGCAGUACUAAAUGAACCCCUUUUUAAAUCCAUUGCAUACUUCAACAUUUUGAACCAUGACCUGCUAUUUCUUGAGCUGGAAUUUGCUAAUUUCUAUGUGUUUUGUUUUGUUUUUUCAUGAAAGUUGAGGUGGCCUGGUUUUGGCCUUUUGUUUCUUCAUGAGAAGGUGUGACUGCCUAUAAAUUUUCUUACCAUGAAGCACUCCGCAUGUGAGGCCAUAGUCAGGGUUGUUUCUGGUGGUUUGAUAAUGGCUUGAAUGCUGCUUUUUGGUUUUCUGUCACUGUUCUAGUUGAUCAAAACUGCACCUCAGCCAGCAUUUCUCUUCAGUUAACCACAACUUCAUAUUCAUCUCCUAUCCUCUCUGGUCUUCCCAUUCCCCAGCAUUUUGAGUGGUAAAAGUAUUUUCUGUCAGGUAGAAAAUAGAGAGUGACAGUCGCCACUGAAGUGCUUGCUAUUUCACACAAAUACCACUUCAUUCCUUCAACUUCUUGGACCUUCUAAAUUGGCACCAUGUCUAAAUCAGGGUAUUUGACACUCUUAGAUGACUCUACUGCCUUUCUGCCAGUUAGUUCAUCUUCCUAACAAAAUCAUCAAUAGGAUUAAAGUAUACACUAGCUGCACAAUUUACGGGGAAGCACAAGAUUAAUCUUGUCAGCUGCAAUUUAUCUUGAACAUGUUCAUGUUUAGUACUCAAAAACAUUGUAACCUUCUCUCAACACAGGAAAUACUUAAGGCAGUGUAUGUAUUUUUUAUUUUCCAAAAGCAAUUGUCAUUUUUCUCAUAAAAUGUUUAUGAACCAAAGCAGCUAAAAGCAAUGCCUCAAAUAACCAGAAAUGACAUUUUGUUGAUACAAAUUGUAUCUCUUUUUUUCCUGAUUGUAUAAAAACAAAUGUACAAAACUCAUAUUAAACUAAGUUCGAUACUGACUUUUCAUCAUAAUGUUUGUGGCACUGUGUGUCACAAGAAAGCAGCCUGGUCAUGAGGGAGCGAUUUCCAAAUAGUAGCUUAUAGACAAAGACUAUUUUUCAAGGUUUCUUUAUUAUUAUGCACACAGCUAUUAUGUGUGCAGUUUCAAGCACUAUGUUGCAUAAGUUUUCUUUAGCUUAUUAAAUUUAAUAUGUCCCUGCAAAAGGGAUUUUGUGUAAAAAGUGUGUUAGUGAAUAAUCUGCAAGAAUCUAUAAAUGGAGCUGUACAAUUCUGAAUGCAUAAAUCUAGUGUGGUUUUUAGUGAAGUUAUUAGAGAACUUUUUUUUAUACUGAGGUCUGUAUACUUCUUGACUUUUCCAUUUUGUCUUUAAUUAUAAAACAACAAAUACAAAGAAGAAUUGGAACUUCCUCAGCUCUCUUGAUAAUAAAGUCAGGCUUCCUUCCUAGGGUUAAGCAUAUGUCCUUCAGAAUAAUUACCUCCAAACACUCAGCAGAGUUACUACACAGUGUUUUGUGUGGUUUUUCAAGGAACAGUGUAUUUUGCAAGAGGUGCUUUGUACUUUUAAGUUUUUUCACUGAGUUACUGAACUCCUAGCAAGUCGGUGCCUGUUCAAACCUUAGAUUUUGUAAAUUUUGUGAUUCUUUUUUUGUAAUUCUGUUGUUAUUUUUAUUUCAAUCUGAAGAAGUGUGAUUCUGGAGUGGUAUGGUCAAUCCAGGCACCAGAGCCUUUUCAAAGGUAACAUUACAGCCAUUGCACUCUAUCUUAAAGUACAAGGUAUGGAAGGGAGAAUGACAGAUACCUUAUGCAAAGGGUCUAUAAAACUUUCCCUCUAAUAAUAUAAAUAUAAAGUACACACACACACUGCUAGUUUUCAGAACACUUUGAAUACCCAUUUUUUUCUAUUUUAAAACAAAUUAUCUUUAUACGGUAAUUCAAACAUUGAUAACCAUUAACCUUUGGCACUGAGCUUUCUUCUAACACAGAAGAGUUCAUUUUGAGAGGCACUUAGUUACUGUUCUAUCUAUGCUGUAAGUGUGGGACUUUGUAUAAAUGCCCUUUUUGAGGGCCAACAAUUUCAAUACACUUUUACUCUGUGACCCAGGUCUGACACUGCACAGAGAAAAUAAUGUUAAGCUAUCCAAAGAGCCCUGCUCAGGUUUCCUCCUAACCCUUCUCUGCCUUCCCCUAAUUUUCUUCUCCUCAGGUCUAACACUGAGGAGGGCAUAGUCUUAAACUGAAGUGGCACUACAGUUAGUUCUCAAUGGAAACCAAACCAGUUCAUUUUGGGAAACGGCUUGCCUAAAGUAGUCGAUGCUUUUGAAAAGACUUAGCAUAUUCAAUGUCUAUCAUAUUGUAGCUAGCUAUAUACAUAGGCAGAUUGACUAUUUCUAGUCCUGGUUUGUAUAUCACUGAGCUAUAGUACUUUGCUUUAUCCAUUUGUGGGAUUAAACAAUACUGUUUAAUGGUUGUAAACUUUUAUAAAACCUCUUUGGGUUUUUUGUUUGACCCAAACAUAAUGUAAGUCUCAAUGACAAAAUACACAAAGCCACCCAGAGUUGAGUGGAAAUAUAUCCUGUCCCCAGUUUUGUCUACCCCUAUAAUGCAGGUGCAAUGCUUUGCAAUGUUCUCACUAGCAUGAAUGUGCUAUACUCCUUAACGAGGUUUUAAUUUGUUUCACCUAUAAUCAUGAUUGAAAAUGCUGUAUCAUUGACAACAAUGAACUGUUACCACACUUAUUUUCUGCAUAAACUAUUUGUCUACUAACUACUAAUGCCUGUGUUUCUUUAAGAACAUCAACAACAAAAGCCAUAUUACACCUACCUAUACACACUCUAGUUCACUUCUAAACUUAAAUUUCUAUCCUUAGGGAAUUUAAAUAAAAACUUGAAACUACAAAAAAAAUUCUGUCCUUGGAACUUGCAUCUUGAGAUAAGCUGUAAGGAGAGGGAUCUCUCUGAAUGAGUUCAUCUGAAUUUUAUCACAAUAAGCAUAUGCCUUCUUCUAUCUUUGUAUACUAAC
Molecule: messenger RNA, 7253 nt
Organism: Acinonyx jubatus (cheetah)
Lineage: Eukaryota; Metazoa; Chordata; Mammalia; Carnivora; Felidae
Gene: ZC3H12B
Product: zinc finger CCCH-type containing 12B
Exons: 6
Coding region: 284-2800 (838 amino acids)
Cellular component (GO): nucleus; cytoplasmic ribonucleoprotein granule
Molecular function (GO): metal ion binding; RNA endonuclease activity; mRNA binding
Source: RefSeq, a predicted model, not a curated record